AUGCAAUCCACGCUCGCAAAGGAACCACUAACGCCGGCGGAAGCAGCAGCAGUGGACCUGGACGUGGCUCAAACGGAGGUGGUCGAGGAGGCGGUCGCGGAGGCGGACGAGGAGGGCGCACUGGGGAACGCGGCAGACGUGGAGCAACUACUCCAUCCACAAGUGGGUUUCCCCCGUGCCAGUACGUCAUUCGUCAAGGCCCCAACAAAGUACUCCGUGUCCUCCUCCUCCCCUCAGCCCUUUGAGUUCAUCCUUGACAGCGGAGCCACACACACGGUCCUUCGUGAUGCAGGCACGCUCUUCCCCCUCUCCACCCCCUCCACAAUCUAUGGGGCUGACUCAAGCUUUGCUAUACAAAGCCGUUACACCUCCACACUCCCCUGUCCCCUCUUUCCCUCAGGUACCGUCACAGGUCUCAAUAUCCCCUCCUUUCGUAACAACCUGUUAUCCCUUGGUGCCCUUUCAACAGCAGGUGUCACCACCUUAUUCCCUGGUCACGCAGCAUAUUGUGACUUAUUUCACACCUCCUCCGGACGCUUCCUCUGCCGUGUCCAUCGGUGCCCCUCCACCCACAUGUACACCUUCCGCAUCCCCCGUCCCACGCUUCACCAACUCUCCACAGCCCAUCCCCCCGCCCCUUCCCCUCCUCUCGAACCUCCCGCCCCCCCUCCCCCCUUCCCCCUCCCCCUCCCCCUCCCCCUCCCCCUCCCCCUCCCCCAACUCACCCUCCCCCUCUCCUCCGGCGACAUCCUUAACCCACCCCCCCCCUCCCCCUCCCACUCCACUACCUCACCUUCCGCUGCAACUCACCUCCCUCCUCCUCCUCCCCCUCCUCCACCUCCCCCGCCCCCUUCCCCUCCAUCCCCCCUCCCCUCCUCUAAUCCGCCCCCCCCCCCUCCGCCUCCCCCCCCUCUUCCCCAACGCCCCUCCCCUACCCUUGUCCUUCCCCGCUAUCCCAACACCCGCUCCCUGGACCCCAUCUUUGGUUCCCCACAGACUUCCCCCCCCUCCCUCCUCGCCCUCACCAGUACUUCCCUCCCCCCCCGCUUCAGCCCCCUCACUCCAGAUCCACUGCGCAACCGCUCCACACUCUUGACAGCACCACCGCGCAGCCGAGCAGCAGCACUUCCAUGUAGCAGACUCGACCUUCAGCGCAGCUGUCUUGCAUCUUCACCACCCCCUCUUCCUCCUCCUCUCUCUCCUCUCCUCUAUGAAGACACCCACGACGAACUCCUCUUCCUCCACCUCCUCGCGCCCUCCAUCGCCCCCAUCGUCCGCACCAUGGCAGGCACUCCAAGCUUGUCGGGGCCCUGA
This is a messenger RNA of Closterium sp. NIES-65, 1314 nucleotides long. Lineage: Eukaryota; Viridiplantae; Streptophyta; Zygnematophyceae; Desmidiales; Closteriaceae. The record is from the annotation of a GenBank genome assembly.